CGUAUGACCACGCCCCUACGCAGUGUCUUUUCACCGGCUGUAGCCUGUUCGCACUCUCACCUGGCCGAAACACACCUGAAAUGACCGACCAAGGGCUGACCAACGAAGCAGCUGCCGCUGCGUGUAAAGAGGGAGACCCCAUCACUAAAGACUUCAUGAUGCAGCAGACAAUGUUGCGGGUGAAGGAUCCCGUGAAAUCACUGGACUUUUAUACACGCAUCCUGGGAAUGACGCUGUUGCAGAAGUUUGAUUUUCCCUCCAUGCGAUUCUCCCUGUACUUCCUGGGUUAUGAGGAUAAGAAAGAGAUCCCGGCAGAUGUGAAAGAGAGGACUGCCUGGACGUUCUCCCGUCGAGCCACUAUAGAGCUCACCCAUAACUGGGGCUCAGAGGCGGACGAUAGCCAAUACCACAAUGGCAACUCGGACCCACGAGGCUUUGGCCAUAUUGGAAUUGCUGUGCCAGAUGUCUACGCUGCCUGCAAGAUAUUUGAAGAGCAAGGAGUGACCUUUGUAAAGAAACCUGAUGAUGGUAAAAUGAAAGGCCUAGCCUUUAUUCAGGAUCCGGAUGGUUAUUGGAUUGAGAUCCUCAGCCCCAACAACAUGGUGCCCAUCACUUCUUAAAGACUUCUUUAAUGCUGUGACCUGAACAGAAGAAGUUAGAUAUGAAAACCAAGGACU
Messenger RNA from Xyrauchen texanus (razorback sucker), 677 nucleotides. RefSeq names its product glyoxalase 1 (gene glo1). The record is from RefSeq and is a predicted model, not a curated record. Lineage: Eukaryota; Metazoa; Chordata; Actinopteri; Cypriniformes; Catostomidae. Bases 81 to 620 code for a protein of 179 amino acids. The transcript is spliced from 6 exons. Gene Ontology annotation, molecular function: lactoylglutathione lyase activity; metal ion binding.